ACUCCAUAUAACCGCUGGGAAUGAUUUUAUACCCUGUGGCGAAAUUGUGGUCAGGAUAAUGUAUCAUAUCGUCUUUCAUGAAGUAGGUUUUGAAAGACAUCCUCCGGUCAACACAGGGUCCUCCUCCUACAAGCAAUUUGUUUUUGUCAUCCACUGACCAAGCCGUAACUUCGUCUUUAAAGCAAGCAGCCAUCUCCAAUGCGUAAUUUACAGAGGUGCGGCAGAAAUGAGAUGCAGGGUGACUUUUUCCGAUGUCGUUUUUCUUGAUGCCAAUUUUGGCAUCAAUAAUGCCGUGGUAAUACUUGGAUGCUCUGUGCUUUUUAUUAGGAGCAACGAAAAGCCGUUUGACAGUGCUCGUAGAUACUGAUGCCGGAAGCCCAGGGAUUUCCCUUGCAACUUUUUCUCGUAACCUCUCGGCAGACACUCCGACUGAUGACCAGGUUUCAGACCUUCUUCUGUGUGCAGCAAAUCCAUGGUCAAGAAGCGCAGCCUCCACAGUCGGCACCAGUUUGUCGUAUUUCUGGUAGUACGCUUUUCUGCCACGCUUAUUUGGUAAGGCACCGCGUGCUUCAAAUGGAACUUCGUCAAACAGUCGCUUCCUUGAUGCUGGACACUUUGCAGCUUGAUCAGGACUGAGCAGUUCCGGUCUAAUCGGAGAGAUGCUGAUUUCUCCAUGGACAGGGCUAAAUGUAUGAUCACAUCGCAUUGGACUCAAACUGUACUCCAUCUUUUUGGCUGGUUUUACAAACUAAAUCAUUUUCAUGUGGGUCAAACACUGUGUGAUUAAAAAACAAGAAGUUGGCAUCGUUUGUCCAGUGGCCACGCUUCACAUCAUUCACCCUUUCAGCAAGCUCACCGAUGCUUGAACAGUAAUCCAAUAAUCGCACUUGUGCACAUACGUUUCGGGAUGCAUGCACAUUCAUGCAAUCAAGCCCUCCAUACAUGAAGUCCCUGAACUUUACACAAACUGUAAUUUUCAGGAGCGUGACACUGAUCAGUGGAAAAUGGAAAGCAGCUGCCAAAAGAAACGGGCGAACGGAUAUGACAGCGAAGACUCCGAUGAUGACAACGUUGCUCUGGCUGGAAUUCAAAAACGAAUGCAGUCAGCAAACCAAGACAAAGUCAAGGAUGUGUUUCAUGGCAUGAGUCAUCAGGACCAAACCCUGGAGCUCAUCCUUGAUUUACUUGGAGACAUCCAAUCCAAACUGGCAGCGGUGGAAAAGAGACAGGAGCGCAUGGAGCAAAAACAAGACCGUCUCCGCGAAUUAGUCAAGCUGGUCCUGGUCAGGGAAAGGAGAGAGAAAGCUGCCGACCCACACUCCCCGACAGAAGAUACACCGCGGGGCGAUCGCCAACAACCACUGUUUGAAAAUCGCCCACGUGUAUUGUUCGACUCGCCGGCCGUAUCCACUGGAGACGCAUAUCCCACACCGGUACCCGUACGUUCCAUGGCUGCAACCGAGACACCUCAAGAUGACGGCCGGGAUCCAAAUGAGUCGGAGAAAUCCGUCUCAUCGCCAGCAACGUUGAUGCCUCGCACUGUGACCGGUCCGGAAAAUGACACCUACCUACUUGGCGGGAAUGAGGGUAUGGUUCGCGCGGUUGACGACUACAAGGUCAUCCUGAAAGAGGUGCAGCAACGAAAACGAUGCACGGACAAUGACAGAGGAAGACUCAUGUGCAUCAACCUACUAAAACGAGAGAUCCCAAAGAAAGAACUGGCUGCCCAAAAUGUGACUGGAAAUUCCAGAGACGAAAAUAAUAAAAGAUGUAAGAUCCCUCAAAUAAACCGUAGCAUCGUACAUAGUAUUUUCAGUCAAGCAAAGAUGCAGUUUCCAGGAUUCACUGACUGGUACACAGACAGUCGAUGUAAAACGGUUGAGGCACUCAAUGAAUGUUGCAAGAGGGCUAGAUACGAAGUGAUUAUUCGAAAAACAUAGUUUGCCAAGUGUACUUGUAAACCAUUUACUCUAAACAUUAGUCCAUAUUACUUAAAAAGAUAACUCGUGCUUUCGUGUUCAAACGUGAAUUCCGGUUGGCUUUAAUAGUGUUUGUUUUGUAGUAAAAUAGCAUUGUUCAAACUCCAGGACAAGAUGUAUACAUGUACAUGUAAUCGUUAAUCUAAAUUUUAUUCACUUUAUUUGAAUUCAUUCCAAACUACUGAAUAGGAUGGUGCAAAACUAGAUUGUAAUUCAAGUCUCUUUAUCCUUGUGGCUUAUUAAAAGGUCCCAGAAUAUAAUUCCCACAUUAGACAGUCGUACCUUUUAGGUAUCUUUAUUUCAUUACUCUGACUUUAUUCAUAGCUUCCGUAGAAGAAUUUAAUCAAGUAAGAUGAAGGGUUUAUUCAAGUUUUAACAGCAUUGCCUUUAUCCUUAGUUUUAUUGUGAAAAACCUCCGUACAUUUAGAAGCAUUUGGUUGAAAAUUAAUUCACCAGUUGUAAUGGAAAGGAGUGGAAAAUAAACGUUAUUCCGAGUUUUACAAUGGAAAACUAGUGUUGUUAACGUUUCAAUGAAAAUGUUUCAAGUCCAAGUCAACGGGUAACUGAAAACCAAUCUUCAAACAAGAAAUGGAUUUUAAGUAAAACACAAAUCGGGAAAACGGGUAAAAAGCAAAAAACAAUGUCAUGCAAAUUGAGCAAUUCGAUCAAGAAGAUGAUUGUGCCGAUGGUAAAAAUUAAAAGUGUAUGUGUAAAUAAAGAUAAGAAACAGUUGAUGCCGUUGGCUGAUAAAAAUACCUUCGGUGAUGUAAGACAGAUUUCUUCUCCAUUUUGUCUCUUGUCUAUUGCAAUCUUGAACCAACCUAUAAUGUGGAAAUCACUGCGUGACAGUGCUAGAUGUGGGGAAAGAAACCAACAGAUUUUAAUUCAAUGGCAUGAGAACUGAUGCACGUAAGCCCGCAGACUCCGAUGGAGUUAGUUUUUUGUUGAAAGGGAUUAGUUGCUUCGGCCGUCUGAAUAAGCUGUGCUAAGCCUGUGGAGGAACUGGCUCAAUUUACACAACAAAGACGAUGCACAAUACCCAUUCAUGGUAAGCUGGGAGUCAGGGCUUUUAUACCAAGGUGGGGGAGAUGGUAGUAUGCAUCAAAGGGGUUGCCGCAUAGCCAAUUCUCUUUCGGGAAACGGUGCCUUGCAACCAUUACCCACUUGCAGUUGAACCGGGCAAUGGUUUGAAAGGGGAUUAAGGGCAACCAUUUCCCGCUUGGUCAACCGUUUCUAU
Messenger RNA from Acanthaster planci (crown-of-thorns starfish), 3216 nucleotides. RefSeq lists its product as uncharacterized. The record is from RefSeq and is a predicted model, not a curated record. NCBI's taxonomy places the organism in Eukaryota, Metazoa, Echinodermata, Asteroidea, Valvatida, Acanthasteridae.